AGAAAUAUACGAGUUCCGACUGUCGCGAACUCGACUAGGAGUGUACUUUUUUUGGAGAAUUAGUGAUCAAGAUGGACGACGACCUUUCUUACCUUCAGGCUGGGUUCGAUCCCGCCACCCUCCGCGUCGCGGACCUUCGUCGCAUUUUGUUGGAGUGGGACGUUCAGUAUCCUUCGUCGGCGAAGAAGGCUGUCUUGGUGGAUAUCUUCUCGCAGAGCAUAACACCUAACGCCGCAAAAUACCUCAAGAAGAAGGAAAAGGCUCGUGCGACCAAAGCUGGUUCGCCGGAUGUGUAUGCCUACGACCGCAAAGUCAAGAUCGAAUCCACGUCUGAGGUCGAGCCAGGACAAGAGGAGACUCCGAUGGUUAGGAGGAAGAGUCGGAGGAGUUUGAGUCCGCGGAAGGCCAUGCAACCUGUGAGUGAGGAGGAGGAGAUCAGCCCCCCACCGACCGCGACGAGGAGGAAGAGUGUGAAGAUUGAGAAGCCGGUCUUGGCUGUUGAGACGAGGACACCGGCGAGGAGGAAGAGUUCUAAGCUCCUCAAUGAGGGGGAGAAGGAUGAUGUGGACACGUUUAGUCCGCAUAAUCCGUUUCAGAGUCCGCCGCCUGCUGGUCUUGAGGGUGGCAGGAGAAAGACGUUGGCGGAGGGAACGGCGAGUUCGAAGAGGAAGAGUCUUGCGGCUACGACGCCUGGUACGCAGAACAGGAGGAGGACUGAUCUUGGUCCUAUCUUGGCUCUGGCGCCGCCUGAGGCGAGGGUGCCGGCUAGGUUCAUGCCGAGUGUUAAUACGCUACAGACGUCUACCGAGUUCCGCGAGCUUGUGAACCAAGUUGAGGAGGAGAACAAGGAUUCCGACGAACAGGAGCCCGAAAUCACGGAAGAGUUCACCCCGGACGAGGUCAAGGAGUUGCAGGCUACCCCCGAUGGCAGGAAGAGGUUGUCUGAGAGCAGAGCUGAGGCGCGUAGGUUGAUGAAGAGGAGAAAGGUAAAGAAGAGCGGUCCGAGUGUGUGGCCGAAGGUGUUGCUUGGGGCAUUGGUUGCGCCGGCGGUUGCUUAUGGGGCUUGGUGGAGGGAGGAGAAGGUCAACGUUGGGUAUUGUGGGGUUGAUACGCCUGAACAUCCAAGGUGGCCUAUUCCUGAAGCUUUGCAGCCGUACGAGCAGUACGACCCUCGUCCUCACCUUCGUCCCGAGUGCGUGCCAUGCCCGGAUCACGCUGUCUGCUACCCUAACUUCAAGGCUGUUUGCGAGCCCGACUUUGUUGAGGUUCUCAACCCACUUUCCCUCAAUGGAUUGAUCCCAUUGCCGCCUGCUUGUGAGCCCGACUCAGAAAAAUUGAGGAAGGUCAUGAUUGUGGCGGAUGAGGCUGUCCAGCAGUUGAGGAACAGGAACGCUGCCGAGGAGUGCGGACACGUCAAGCUCCCCAAAGGCGAGCCAAAGGGAUUGAACGAGGAGGAUUUGAAGGCCGAGUUGUACAAGCUCAAGUCUCCCGCUUUGACGGAUGAGCAGUUUGAGAAUCUCUGGCAGCAUGCCUUGAACGAUGUGGUCGAUAGAGAGGAAGUCACCGUCACUCACACCGAUGGAAAUAACCGAAUCUUCUCUUCCUCCUCCCUCGCAAACAUCAGCUUCGGCUGCGCGAUCCGCAAGUCCAUCCGCGGAUCCCUGGCUCGACAUCGAGGCGCGCUUAUUAGCGUAGUUCUCCUUGCUCUUGGUUUCCUUUAUCUUCGUUCUUUCUUGAUUCGUCGGCGCAAGUACUCUCGUCGUGUGGAGGAGUUGGUGCAUUAUACCCUUCGUCAGCUUUCCGAUCAGCGCCGUUUCAAUAUUUCUAAUCCUGAGGCUACGCCGGUGCCGUAUGUGGCUGUUGGGCAGUUGAGGGAUUUGGUGUUGGCUGGGGAGUUUGAUCCGAAGGAGAGGCAGAGGUUAUGGCUCGGUGUUCAAAAGGUCGUUGAGGGGAAUUCGAAUAUUCGUGUCAGGCAACUGGAGGUGAAUGGGGAGAUUCAUAGGUGCUGGGAAUGGGUCUCCGGUGUCAGUUUUGCUCCGUCGGAGGAGACGACGCCUACCAAGGUGACUGGAAAGGAAGAUGAGGCCGUGGACGCUCCCAGGAUUGUUGCUGCCGUCGCGUACGAAGAAAGGUCGCUGUUUUCUCAGGGAGGUCCUUGGAGAAUGAAGGACAAAAACACCCAGACGACAAAGAGGCAUCGCUUCAAGCCCUUCUCCAAGCGGGUAGAGGGCGUGAAGAUCGAUGUGUACCACCGCGUUAACCGUCAAGUCCAACAUGAGGAGGCCGAGGAGUGUUUCUUCAAGACGGCGUUGGAGUCAUGGACGGAGCUUAACCUCACAACUACAUUUACACAAUUUCUGAGAGAAGUGCGACCGCUCAGCAAUACCCUGGUGCAAGUGCUGUACCACAAGGAGAAGAUCUUUGAGUUGUUGGAGGGCUUUUUGAAGAAGGGUGAUGAGCUUGCCUUGGAGCCGCUGUUGGACUUGAUCACGCAAUUCGCCCGCGACCUCGGUACUGAAUAUGAACCAUUUUUUGCAAGGUCGAUUACGGCGCUCUUCCCUUUCGUCAGAUCAGGCGACCUCGAAGUUAUCGAGCACACCUUCAACUGUCUUGCCUUCUUGUUGAAGUACCUCGCAAAACAACUCGUUCCGGAUUUGCGACCAGUUUUCGACUUGUUGAGUCCGUUGCUCGGAAAGAAGCAGCAGAAGUACUACACCACUCGUUUCGCCGCAGAGGCUUUCGCCUUCCUGAUCCGCCGCGCCAGAGGUGAGCACCUUAAGAUUAUUGUGAAGCACGCUUUGGCGGACCUUGCGGCAAAUCCUUCGGAUCUCUACAGUGAUGGAUUGUGCACGAUUUUCACUGAGUCGAUCAAGAGCGUGGAGAUGACACUGCACUCUCGCGCCACAGCGAUCUUUGAGCAGUUGCUCGAAUGUGUUCAUGAGUCGGAGACACAAGAGGGACGGGCACUGGUGAAGAAGGUUGAGAUUGCGCUGUUGCAUCACAGUCAGAGGCAAACAUUCACGUCGAUUUUCGAUGUUGUUUGCAAUAACCUUUCUGCAGCACUCGAGGCGACCUUCGCUCCUGCCACGAGAGUAAUCUUCGCUGUUGAUUUGGCUUACACCCUCGCCGCUGUUCGCAAGGGUACGCGUGUCUCAGACUGGCCGCGUAUCGCCGACUUGGCUGCCCGCGCCGUCUCAUCUAAGACCCCCGAAGUCUUUUGGCCUGCUGCACAGCUUGCUGCUGUUUUCCUGCAAUAUGCUGAACUCGGACUCGCGGCUCAGAAGUGCGACUCCCUUUUCACACCUAUCUUUGCUGGCGAAGAUGUGAAUGCUGUGUUGGCUUUCUGCGAUUACUUGGGACAGAGCGUGCCGGAACGGUUUAGAGACCUUGCCUUGCCCUACUUUGUCAAGUUCGUUGCCCAGAGGUGGGAAGCCGCGGAACAGGAUUUGCUCGUGACAUUGCCAAGAUUGAAGGAGAAUGGUGUAUUCCGGACUGGCACUGUGCCCAAUAAGAAUUUGAGCAACACUGGCUUGUUGCAGUUGAACCAAGAGAAGGGCCUCGUCCCAGCUUUGCUCAAGAAGCUUUCAGUGUCGAAGGAGCUUACGAUUGCGUUUCAUGAGCAGGAUGAGCAGUGGUUUGCGCAACAGUUGGCGAGGUUGGAGGCGUUGAAGUGCAUCCAUGUUACGCCUGCGGCUAUCAAGCCCGUUGUGCAGCAACUCGGUCUCGUGCUACUCGAGAAGGGUCAGGGAAGCAAAACGGUCGCGCCGGUGUUGGGUGCUGCGUUGACUAUCUUCGCUCAGCACCUUACUGAAAAUGACCAGAGCAUCGUACAGUUGGUUGCAGACAACUUGAAUCAAUGGACAAGCGUCAUCUCUUUCCUUGAGGGAGCUAAGGCUGUCUUUGCUGCUGCUUCGAGUAAGAAGGGGUUGACUGUCAACAAUGUUGAGCAGGGCAUCAUCGACCCACUCCUCCCCAUCCUUGCUCUCCCCUCCAAGAGCCGCCGUUCUGUUACUUUGGAGAUCCUCGCUUCCGCAUACUCCUUCCUCAACAAAGGCAAGAUCUCGGAACACAUCUCUGCAUGCCAGCUCGUCGAAGAUGCACCACUCACCGUCGAGUCCGUACGAACCGUCCAGAUGCAACUCCGAAACCUCGCACAGAACUACUUCCUCAUUCCCAAGCAGGACUGGGUCGGUCAAGUUUUUCCUCGGCUGUGUCUCGGUGUGUUGACGUUGAACUUUACUGCGUUGUGGGGAGAUGCGUGUAAAGCGUUGACCUCUGUUGCACAGCAGAGACCAGAGUUGGUGUGGGACCUUGUAUGGGAAGGGUUGCAGACGACGACUCAGCCGACGCUUGAUGAUGCUCCGGAGGCUGAGGAGGAGGAGCCGGUUGGGCAGAAUUCGACUACGACGUCGGUGUUCCAGUGCUUCAACUUGGCUAACGUUACUGAGAUCUCUGAGAAGAGUCUUAGCAUCAUGAAGGCCGGUACUGCUGAGGUAAAAAAUCUCUAUGUGAAGAAGUUUGUGGAGGAUAGCACAUUGAGUCCGAUGGCGAGGUCUCAGGCAUUGAGGGUGUUGCUUGGCGUCCCUGAGUUGGCAGAGAAGCACAACGCCCAGCUUGUCCCUCUGUUCAUUGACUGUAACGGUACGGAUGCUGUUGCCGUUGAGGAAGGUGAUGCUAUGGGGGUCGACGCCGAGAUCACCAAGGAAUCCUGGUCGAGAAAAGACAAGAAUACCAUGUUGGAGCUGUUCGCCAAGUUCAAGAACCCUAGAACAUUGUCCAAGACUGAUACCGUUCGUGAGAUCUUGAUGAAUCUCUUGGCUAUGGGAGACAACCACAUCCAAACUCUAGCGUUGAACUGUUUGUUGACCUGGAAGGAGGUUGAGCUGAGGACGUAUGAGGAUAACUUGAAGAACUUGUUGGACGAUACGAGGUUCAGAGAUGAGAUUACCUUGUUCUUGCAUCUCGAUCAGAGAGACUCGACGAUUCAAGAAGCACACAGAGGCGUGCUUAUGCCAGUUGUUGUUCGUAUCCUUUUCGGUCGAGUCGUGGCCAGGAGGGGACAGGCUAGUCAGAAGAAGGGUCUCGCCUCUCGACGAACGACUAUUUUGGCUGCUUUGGCGAACUUGCCCCGGGACGAUUUGAAGUCGUUCUUGGAUUUGGUCUUGACGGCGUUCAAAGACCUCGAUGUUAUCAAGAAGUCUGACGCGGAUCAUCACGUCUUGCGUUAUAACCAGGCUGAUGCCGAAGAGGUGCCCGAGAGGAAGCAGGUUGGUUAUGUCACCAUGUUGGCCGAGAUUAUGGAGCAGCUCGGAACCAUCAUUGGGCCUUUUACGGAGGAGCUUCUGACGCCUCUCGUGUACUGCUUGUACCGUGCGCAUACUCGCAUUCGCAACCAAGAGCAGACGGAAUCUGAGGGUAGCGUAGAACUCAAGAUCGCUCGCAAUAUCCGUCAGGUUGGUUUGAAGUGCUUGACGGCCCUGUUCAAGUACUCUACCGAGUUCACAUGGCAGCCAUAUGUACCCCUCAUUUUCAAGGAGUUUGUGUCACCUCGAUUGGAGAAGUUACCCAUCGAGUCUUCGCAGAAUCCUUCUGGCUUACUUCAGCUUUUGGCGACCUGGGCAUCUUCUGUUGCUACUGUCUUGUAUUUGGCGGAGUAUGACACUGAGGUCGUUCCUAAUGUUCUCCGUUGCCUCACGAAUAAGAGUGUGAAGCCUGAGGUUAUCACAUACAUCCUGAAUAUGCUUCAAAAGGUCUUGGAUCACGUUGAUGAUUCCGAAACUGAAGAGGACGUGGUUGAGGCCAUCAAGGACAAGGUACUCAUUCCUAACCUUGACCUGGCACUUGAUAGUGUCACGUACCUUCUCGAGAACGAGGAGUCCGCUGGACUCAAGGGCGACUUGUUGGAGUUGCUGAUCAAUGUCCUUUCCCGUUUGGCACCUAUGGUCUCUGCUGGUGAUCAGGCACAGAAGUUGGUCGGUCUCCUUAUGGUCAUGCUUGAUAAGCCCAAGAAGGCUGUUUCUGAGAAGGUGAAGACUGAUGUCUUGGAGGUUGUGAAGCAUUUCCUUCCGCUUUGCGAAGACUUCAAGCCUGCAGAGCCUGUCUUCCAGAAGAGGUACAAGACUAUCUCGUCACUUUUCGCUAGCCUUGCGACUCGCAACGGUCGUCUCGUUCUUUCGCAAGUCUUCGAGGUAUUUGGUGCUGCUGACGAGAUUCUGCUUCGCGUGGUUAAGCUCAUUGUCGACCUUAACUCAUUUUCCAAGAAGAGGCUUGAUGAGCCUGAUUUCAACCGCCGCUUGAAGGCAUUCGCCGAGGUCAACGAGAAUCUCUUCUCGGAAUUGACUUUGCGGGAGUGGUUGCCGUUGUUGCACAAUGCUCUCUUCAAUAUUCAGGAUAAGGAAGAACUUGCACUCCGCAGUAGUGCCUCGUUUACUUUGAGACGGUUUGCUGAGGUCGUUGGUGCUGCCGAUGACGAGCAGAGAGACAAACGCAUCGAGGUCCUCAACAACGUCGUUAUGAAGGAGGUCCGUCGCGGUAUGCGUAAUCCCAAUGAACUUGUCCGCGCUGAGUACCUUUCUGUCUUGGCUCAUGUAGUCCGCCACUGCUCCUUCUGGGAUCAGGUUGGAGAUAUGGAACCCUUGCUCUUCGGUAACGACGAGGAAGCCAACUUUUUCAACAACAUCUUGCAUAUUCAGCAGCACCGUCGCUUGAGGGCAUUGCGCCGUCUUGCUGUUAGCGCUUCAAAGGGCAUUCACCCGCAGAACAUUGCGCACCUCUUCAUGCCAUUGAUCGAACACUUCGUCAUGCUGACGGGGGAGAAGGCCGAAGUUCACGGUUUGAUUGCGGAGACGGUGAAGACGAUCGGAGUUCUGAGUGGUUGGUUGACUUGGGCUCAGUACAAGGCUGUUUUGAAGCGUUAUAUCGGUAUGCUUAAAGGAGACGUUGAAUCAGAACGUACUACCAUUCGUCUCAUUUCAGCCGUUGUCGAUGGCAUUGCCGGUAGUAGCAACGCCCAGGCAUCCACAGCGGAGGACGCGGAGAGUGACGCAGACGGAGAAGAUGUCGAUAUGGCAGAUGCGGGAGAGGUCGAGGAAAUCAAGCCUUCAACGGCGCUACUGUCAUCUCUUCCGCCCGUGGAAAGAUUGCAGGAAGAGGUCCUGAAUGGGCUUUUGCCUCCUCUCGUGAAGUAUCUACAUACCAGAGAAGAAUCCACGGUUAUCCUUCGUGUACCGGUGGCCUUGCCCAUCGUUAAGCUUCUCCGUCUCCUGCCGGAAGAAGUCAUUGCGAACAGGCUCCCCGGUGUUCUCAUGGACCUGUCGCACGUUCUGAAAUCAAAGUCUCAAGAGUCCAGGGAUAUGACUCGCAAGACCCUCGCCGAUAUUGUGGCUCUUUUGGGUCCGGCUUACUUCCAGUACGUCUUGACUGAGCUUCGCGGUGCCCUUUUGCGUGGAUCGCAGCUUCAUGUUCUGGGUUUUACGGUUCACACGUUGUUGGUCCGUCUCACAGAGAACAAGCAGAUUACCAAGGGUGAUUUGGAUUACUGCCUGCCGGCAAUCGCCGACAUGCUUGUGGAUGACAUCUUCGGUGUAACUGGAUCUGAAAAGGAGGCGGAAGGGUACAGCACCAGUAUGAGGGAAGUAAAGGGCAACAAAUCGUUUGACUCUUAUGAAAUCCUCGCGAAGUACUCAAGCGUUGAGCAUCUUGGUGUGAUGAUUGCUCCUAUCAAGAACCUUCUACACGAGUUAUCUACCCUAAAGCUACUGAAGAAGGUGGAUGAAGUGUUGCGCCGCAUCACUCUUGGUGUGCAAGCGAACGAGGCAGGCAACUCCAGGGAGAUGCUUGUCUUUGCGUACAAUGUCUUCCAGUCUUCUUUGAAGGCCGAGGUGGUUGUGCAGAAAUCCACCGAGAGUGAAGCCAGGGCUGAGUCUCGUAAGUUCUUUGAGCUUGACAUCAAGCCAAAGAAGCAUUUUAUCCGUGACCAUUACGUGGCGAACGCCUCUAAGCUUACCAGAUUUGCGUUGGAUACUCUGCGAUCCGUGCUCACGAGGAACGACGAGCUUAUGACUGAGGCAAACUUGGCGGGCUUCAUUCCUUUGAUCGGAGACUGCAUGUUGUCAGAGUCGGAAGAGUUGCAAAUCUCGGCUCUUAGAUUGCUGAACCUGUUGCUCCGCGUUCAGAUGUCUGCCAUCGACGAAGGUGCUGAUGUGUUUGUCGCGCAAGCGUUCUCGUUCGUGAAGACAUCGCCUUCAACUAACUCUGAAAUCUGUCAAGCGAGUUUGAAGUUUCUUGCGACGGUUCUUAAGGACCGCAAGGGCGUUGACAUCAAGGAAAGCCAGCUGGCCUAUAUCCUUAAGCGUAUCAAGCCUGACCUCGAAGAGCCUGAUCGUCAAGGUGUCACCUUCACGUUUAUCCGCUCUGUCCUGUCGCGCAAGUUCAUCAUUCCUGAGGUUUACGACGUUAUGGACACUGUUGCCACGAUGAUGGUCACUAACCAGACUCGUUCUGCUCGUGAUGUUGCGCGAUCCACCUACUUCCAGUUCUUGAUGGAUUACCCUCAGGGUAAAGGCAGACUCAAGGCUCAAAUUGCUUUCCUUGUUCGAAACUUGUCGUACGAGCACCAGUCUGGUCGUCAGUCUGUUAUGGAGGUCUUGCAUCUGAUCUUGUCCAAGUUUGGUGAUGUCCUCGUUCAGGAAGUGGUUGGCAGCUUUUUCGUCGCCCUUGUUAUGGUUCUUGUGAACGAUGACGUGGCUGAGUGUCGUGAGAUGGCGGGUGCUUUGAUUCAGAAGUGUUUGCAGAGGGCGGACGCAGAACGUCUCACUGGUAUCGUCAAGGCUCUCAGGACCUGGACUCAGGCCGACGACCAGCCCUCGUUGCAGAGAACUGGUAUGCAGGUCUAUGGGUUGUUCUUCGAUGUCUUCAAGGCUACCAAGACGGAUGAGAUGCAGUACUGUGUGAAGCGAAUCAGGGAUCUUCUUUCGCAGAGUGCCCGGGCGACUGACGAGGACGCUGAGGACGUUCAAGUUUCUGAUACUUGGGAGAUGGCAUAUUACACUUUGCAAACUUUGUCAAAGAUCGCUACGACCUGUCCGGAGACUGUCAUCACCAAGAAGGGUGCCGACAUCUGGAGUGCUGUCAGGCAGCAUUUGCUUUACAGGCAUUCAUGGGUACGCUUGUCUGCAGCACGUCUCAUUGGUGCUCUGUUCGCUCAGUGCAAGGCUGCUCCUACCCAGUUGCCUGUCGAGAUCUCUGGAGGACUGAAGUUUUCCUUGGAGGACCUCAUCGAGGUUGCCAGGAAGUCUUUGAUCCAGAUGAGGAGCCCUCAAUUGUCCGAAGAUCUUGGUUUCCAAGCCAUCAAGAAUCUCAUAUUCGUCGGAAGGGCCUUCUACGGCUCGCAGGCUAUCAUGCCUGCUACAGACGCCGAUGCUGAUGAGGAGGAGACUGAAGAUGCUGCCGAAGGCAAGGCAGGACAGGUUGUUACCUGUUUGUCUUGGAUGAUGACUCGUUUGUCUGCUGAGCUCCGCCGCGAGCGUAGAACCAACGAUCGUCAGGCCUUGUCCAAGCGUUUGAUGUUGCAGUGGUACGCAACCAUGAUCAACAUCAUUCAGCCUACGGAUCUGGAACCGCAUGUGAAAUCCAUUUUGAGGCCUCUAUACAGGUUCUCCGAGUUGCCUGACAUUAACACUGAGAGUAAGGAACUCAAGUCUUUGUCUCAGGAAAUCAUGUCCUUGUUGCAGGGUCGUGUUGGUGUGACUAGUUAUGUCCACGCCUUCAACCACGUCAAGCAGGAUGCUUUCGAGAAAAGACAAGAUAGAAGGCACAAGCGUAGCUUGCAGCAGGUUGCUGAGCCCGAGUUGGCUGCGAAGAAGAAGAUGAAGCACAACCUUCAAAAGAAGGAGCAGAGGAAGAAGAAGUCACUUCAGUUCAAGUUGAGCAGGGGUGGCUAG
Messenger RNA from Saitoella complicata NRRL Y-17804, 9941 nucleotides. RefSeq lists its product as uncharacterized. The transcript has 4 exons. Bases 72 to 9941 code for a protein of 3289 amino acids. Gene Ontology annotation, cellular component: 90S preribosome; nucleolus; small-subunit processome. Lineage: Eukaryota; Fungi; Ascomycota; Saitoellomycetes; Saitoellales; Saitoellaceae. The record is from RefSeq and is a predicted model, not a curated record.